Molecule: messenger RNA, 1509 nt
Organism: Mesocestoides corti
Lineage: Eukaryota; Metazoa; Platyhelminthes; Cestoda; Cyclophyllidea; Mesocestoididae
Source: the annotation of a GenBank genome assembly
AUGGAUCAGUCAUUUAAUUCGAUAUUCAUGCUCUACGCGCUUAACCUCGCCGUUUACCAUGGUAGCAAAAAGGCGCCUAGGUGUAUUGUAUUUCUUACAGACUGCUCCUGUGUGCGGUUAAUACUAAUUGAUACGGCCGGACUGCAUCCCUUUCCAGCGAUGCGAGAGUUGAGAAUGCGCGGCGGCAAUGCCUUCCUACUGGUCUUCUCCUAUGACGUUCCGGAGUCUCUGGACGAAGUGAUGCGACUUCACCAAGACUUGCGACGAAUAAAAGGCGAAAAGUUUGAUCCCAAAAGCGUAAUUUGUGUUGGCAACAAGACAGACUUAUUGUCGAUUCCGGUUUUUCACGCUACCGAUGACCCUGUCUCACGGGAAAGCAAAAUCAACGACACAGAACACACACAAACUACCCUACCGAAGUGUGACCCUUUGCUUAACGAGAUGCAAGGCAAGGCCAGGGCCCUAGUCGACCAACUCGGCUGUCCCCUUAUCGAAACCAGUGCCUUUCUCGGACGAAACGUCCUCGAGCUCUUCCACUCCGUGCUUUGGCCCAUGCUCCUUGCCAGCUGGUCACCGACCCAAGUCAGUCAGGCCAACAUUGCCGGCGGGUGCUUGGACGAGGACUCGUCGCUACGCAGGCAGUGGGAAGCGGAAACGGUCAGCAAGAAAAUCAGCUGGCCCUGGAGAAACGAGUCUGAGCACCCGACCGCAUUUCUAGUCAGUUCAAGCAUCAGUCCCUCGAAAAACUUCCCAACAGCCCAACCCGAUGGCCAAACGGAGAGACAACGAAAAAUCAGUCGUGUUGAAAGCGAAAUGCUCACCAAAGGAAAGCUCUCCGGAUCGAAGGACGAGGUGAAUCGCAAAUUCAGCAUGGGCUCUCGACUCGUCCCCUCACCCAAUAGCAACUACCUGCAGGUCAACAAUUAUCAAUUCAAUCGACCCGCAUCGCGCAGUCAUUCGGUCGACAACUCGCUGGUUGAAAAGGCUGAAUUAUAUCGCGACUCCAAUUCCACAUGCAGUCCUACCUCUGGAAGAAGCUACAGUUCGCUUAGUUCCGUUGAGAAGGAAAAUUUCUGGAAGUUGUCAGUUCAUUCGGACACACGCUGCAAGUUUGGACGAUUUCUUAGUCCUAGUCCAAAAGGCAUCACAAGAGAGUGUGAGGCAGCCGCGGAAAAGUGUCCCUACUCACUUGACUAUGUUCAAGAAGUUGGUUACUACCUAGACCCCUCCAAUAGACCAGAGGAUAGUAGUGAGUCCCUUGUUCCGCAGAUCCCCUGCCUCCAACUGGGCGUCGGACGCCGCGGACGAGCGUCUCAGUCGCCGCGGGAGCGCAUUAAAAAACUCAGCGUCUUCGGUCAGCCAAAUUUUCAUCGGGGAGAUCAAAUCUACGAAGCUAAUGAAUCCACAAUUUCUCGUAGUGAGCAUGAAAUUAACCUCAUCGUCCCUGGACCUAACGCAAGGGUCAUUGCUGACAAUGCUAAAAAAGGCCCUAACUGCAAAAUCAGCUGA